Molecule: messenger RNA, 1344 nt
Organism: Vicia villosa (hairy vetch)
Lineage: Eukaryota; Viridiplantae; Streptophyta; Magnoliopsida; Fabales; Fabaceae
Exons: 2
Coding region: 1-1344 (447 amino acids)
Source: RefSeq, a predicted model, not a curated record
AUGAAAGAGAUAGGAUUGCCUCAACAAUUUGUGAAUUGGGUUAUGCUCACAGUGAAUACAGUGUCCUACAAAUUCAAUGUGAAUGGGGCUUAUACAGAGUGCAUGCCAGCAAAGAGAGGAAUCAAACAAGGGGAUCCCUUAUCCUCUAUGUUGUUUGUGAUUAUGAUGGACUACUUGAACAGACUCCUCCAUAGAAUGCAAGCUAAUACUGAGUUUAAGUAUCACUAUAGAUGUAGAGAAUUGCAACUUACUAACAUGGCUUUUGUAGAUGAUGUAUUAUUGUUUUCCAGGGCUGAUCUUAAUUCAGUCAGGCUAAUGUUGAAAGUUCUGCAGGAUUUCUCUCAGUCCACAGGCUUGGUGGUAAAUCCCAGGAAGUGUAGGGUGUUCUUUGGAGGGGUUGACUCUGAUACAAGGCUCAAGAUAAGGGAGAUGACAACUUUUCAGGAGGGUGUGCUUCCUUUCAAGUACUUGGGCAUACCUAUGACUAGUAAAAGACUUGAGAUCCACCGUAGUGCAGCCAUCUCCAAGAAAAGUCCAGUGGCUUGGAAAACUGUGUGUAAACCUAGGAAGCAUGGAGGUUUACACAUUAUUGAUAUGCAGGUCCGGAGCAAUGUUACUAUGAUGAAGCUGCUCUGGAACAUCCAUAAGAAGAAGGAUAACCUUUGGGUUAAGUGGAUAAGCUGCUACUAUUUGAAAGGACACGAUAUUAUGCAGGUGGAGGAAAAAGUUCAAUAUUUAUGGAUCUUUAAGGCUAUCCUGAGGCAUAGAGAUGGAGCUGUUGGGUUACAGAAUUGGAAUUCAAUGGAGCACUUUAAAACUAGAAUUGUUUACAAGCAUAUGCGGUCUAUUGAAGAACAGGUGCCUUGGUACAGACUGUUUUGUGGAAAAAAUGAGAGACCUCGAGCUCUCAUCACUCUUUGGAAAGCAUGUCAUGGAAAGUUAGCUACUAGGAGUAGGUUAUAUCAUUUUGGCAUUGUGGGAUUCCAAACUUGCUGCUUUUGUGUGCAGGAGGAGACUCAAGACCAUUUAUUAUUUGACUGCAGUGAGACUAGGGAAAUAUGGAAACAUGUUUUGCUUUGGAUAGGAUUCAGUCAUGAACCAAGAAUAUGGACUGAAGAGCUUCUCUGGUUGAAUCAAAUAUGUAAGGGGAAGUCUACUAGAGCCAGCAUGUUGAAGAUGGCAGUUGUAGAAUCGGUUUAUGGUGUCUGGAACUAUAGAAAUUCUAUAAGUUUUGGGAAUAUGAUUGAUAAAAAUAGAAUUGUAAGAAAUAUUAUUGAUAUGUUAGUGUAUAGGGGUUGGACCAAGGAAAAGCUUAGACCUCACUUGGCAUCCUUGAUGAUGUAG